This is a messenger RNA of Saccostrea cuccullata (small rock oyster), 816 nucleotides long. Its product is annotated as sterile alpha motif domain-containing protein 15-like. Gene Ontology annotation, molecular function: protein binding. NCBI's taxonomy places the organism in Eukaryota, Metazoa, Mollusca, Bivalvia, Ostreida, Ostreidae. The transcript has 4 exons. The coding region runs from base 9 to 452 and encodes 147 amino acids. The record is from RefSeq and is a predicted model, not a curated record.
UAAUCCUAAUGUCGACGAUGGAGAGUGCGAUAGAAGAUUUAAAGGACGACAAUGUUCCGCCCUGUUUAUACUGGUCUGUGGAGAAAGUGGCAGAGUGGAUCGAGAAAAUAGGAUUCCCUAAUUACACAUCUUGCAUCACCACAAAUCUUAUUGAUGGGAGGAAACUAAUAACCCUAGAGGCCUCACAACUACCCAAUAUUGGAAUCACAGACUUUCAACAUAUUAAGACCAUUACUAAAGCUGUCCGAGAACUUCUAUUUAUAGAAGAUCCAGACUGGAAAAGAAGCAUAUCCCUUCCUCCCCGUGAAGACCUAGGAAUGUAUCUUGAGAGAAAAAGUCAUAAUGGAAAAAACCUUGAUGGGCUGACAUACAAGUCAUUUUUACUGAAUUUAAAAGACUCAAAAUGGCAACCACCACUGGCCAAUCACUGUUUAAUUCUCCCUCGCUCAUAACACUUCAUGUGAAGAUUCCACGACAAGAACGGAAUGUAUCUGAGGUGUACUCAGCUCUGUAGUUCUACUGAUGUGAUCAAAAAUAUCUACUGCUGAUAAACAUGUAUAUACAAGUAUUAAGGUGCUUCUAAAACAGCAUUCUUAGAGUGUGUCCAAAAAUUUCUACACAUUUGAAACUGCAUGUAUUUGCACUUGUUUACAAGAAAUAAUAUGCAAAAAAAAAAACAUUACAGCAUGAAAAUAUUUGUCUUCACUUUUUUGGUGGAUCUUACUCUUUUACAACAUUUAUCUUGUCGUAUCCGAAAGUUAGGUAACUAUAUUUCUUAAUGUGAUAAUAAGAUUAAACUUAAAUCUGCCUAUCAUU